CAGGGUUUGUUCUCCACUACGCCUCACCUCCCUCCGCCAACCUGCUAGCUAGCUCUCUGCAGGCCCAGGCCCACACACCCACACCUCUCUCCUAGGCAGAAGCAGGACGUGUCUGUAGGAAUAAAGAAGUAUGGGUGCCUACGAGUCUAACCUGGAUGAUAUCCUGGCAGAGGACAUGCACCACUGGUAUAACAAGUUCAUGAAGGAGUCACCUUCAGGACUCAUCACGUUGUUUGAGCUGAAGACUAUGCUGGAGAUGCAGGGGAUGUCAGAGGAGGCUAGCAGCUAUGUGGACCAGGUCUUCUUUACCUUCGACAUGGACGGGGAUGGAUAUAUAGACUUUGUAGAAUACAUAGCAGCAGUCAGUCUGAUGCUGAAAGGAGAAAUCAACCAGAAACUGAAGUGGUACUUCAAACUUUUCGAUCAGGACGGAAACGGCAAAAUUGACCAAGAUGAAAUGGGGACAAUAUUCAAGGCUAUCCAGGACAUUACCCGAUGUUAUGACCCUCCUACGGAGGAGAUUGUGACCCUCAUCUAUGAGAAGGUUGACAUCAAUAACGAAGGUGAGUUGACUCUAGAGGAGUUUAUCGAAGGAGCCAAGGACCACCAAGACAUCAUGGAGAUGUUGGGAAAGAUGAUGGACCUCACCAACGUUCUAGAGAUCAUCGUCAACGGACAGAGAAAGCAGGUCAAAUCAUCAAAAUGAUGAUGACGUCACUUCCUGUUGCACUUCCUGUUUGAUGGACUCAGACUGUACAGAAUGCAACGCAGAAAAGGUUGUUGAGAAAGAAUACGAUUGUUUUCUUUCUUUGUCUGGGACGGAAAGCAAUUAUGGUGGAAUUUUUAAUAUAUAAUAUAUGGAGGAAAUGUAUAAAUGAACAAACGACGAACGUGAGCAUCUUGAUGAGAAGGUGGAUAUACGUGAGUGGGAGUGAGCCAUGUCCCAAAUCUCCAUUGACCAAGAAGACUGAGUUGAUUGAAGCAUAAUGGAACCCGUCUUGUUCACUCUAUGUUCUCGAUUUCUACAUCCCCAUUCCCAAAGUCCCAUCAUAGAGUUAACAACGGUGGAAACCCUCUAGACAAUGAUUACACCAAUCAAAGACUUUGAGAUCAAUGACAGGAAGUGUGAAAGUGCCCACUUUGGGAGAAGGGUAGAGAAUUGUGAUGCAACCUAUAUGUUCUCUCUAUGUGUGUAUCACCUGAGUGGAGCAGAGGAGAGAUCUCUUCCUCAUCUUCCUCCUCUUCCUCCUUCUGGUGCUCUCUCUAGUCACCACAACUCUCUCUAGUCACCACAGCU
Molecule: messenger RNA, 1297 nt
Organism: Coregonus clupeaformis (lake whitefish)
Lineage: Eukaryota; Metazoa; Chordata; Actinopteri; Salmoniformes; Salmonidae
Gene: guca1c
Product: guanylate cyclase activator 1C
Exons: 4
Coding region: 131-706 (191 amino acids)
Molecular function (GO): calcium sensitive guanylate cyclase activator activity; calcium ion binding
Source: RefSeq, a predicted model, not a curated record